CUUCCGGGACGCUGUCGUUUGGUUGUCGGCUCUCGGACCCGUACGGCCGGUGCUGCAUGCUGGAAGGCAGCAGGCGUGCACUGCUGGAGCCCUCGCGGGGCGCUCCGGGCCCCCACUAGCCAUGGGCAUGGCAGUCAAGCUUAAAGGCCCCAUCCGGGUGGGAUUCUACGACAUCGAGCGCACCAUCGGCAAGGGCAACUUCGCCGUCGUCAAGUUGGCCAGACAUCGCAUCACCAAGACCGAGGUCGCCAUCAAGAUUAUUGACAAGACGCAAUUGGAUGCAGCCAGCCUGGAGAAGGUGUUCCGUGAGGUGCGCAUCAUGAAGAUGCUCAGCCACCCGCACAUUGUGAAGCUGUAUCAGGUGAUGGAGACAAAGAAUAUGCUGUACCUGGUAUCGGAGUAUGCCAGCCAAGGCGAGGUUUUUGAGUUCAUCUCGCGGCAUGGUCGUAUGCCUGAACCAAUGGCGCGGCGGAAAUUCUGGCAGGUUCUGCUGGCAGUUGAGUAUUGUCACAGCCAGCACGUCGUCCAUCGGGAUCUUAAGGCAGAAAACUUGUUGCUUGACUCACACAUGAAUGUCAAGCUGGCCGAUUUCGGCUUCAGCAACUUCUACUCACCGACGGGCUACCUGACGACGUGGUGUGGCAGUCCACCAUAUGCGGCUCCCGAGGUCUUUGAGGGAAAACGAUAUGUGGGCCCCGAGGUUGAUGUCUGGAGCCUGGGUGUGGUGUUGUACGUGCUGGUGUGUGGAGCACUCCCCUUUGACGGCAGCAGCCUGCAGGUGCUGCGCAGUCGCGUGCUGUCCGGGCGUUUCCGCAUACCGUUCUUCAUGUCUACUGAGUGUGAGCAUCUAAUCCGCAAGAUGCUGGUGCUGGAUCCAAGUCGACGGCUGACGGUGGAGCAGGUGAAGCGACACCGGUGGCUGCAGCCAGCAGGCAUGCACGCUCCAGCCACACCUGCAGCUCCGUCCGAUCGUGAGGCUGCUCGUCGAGGGAUCCUGGAUGAUGGGGUCCUUCGCCUCAUGCAGAGCCUUGGUAUUGAUCCAGCCCGCACUCAACAGUCACUGGUGCAGGAGCGCUUUGACCACCACUCGGCCAUCUACUUUUUGCUCCUGGAGAGGGCACGGCGGCUCGCAGGCGCCGCCAUGGCUGCAGGUGACGCCAGCCGGCGGCCCAGCACAGUGGCUGAGCAGACGCUACGCCACGAGCCCGCAGCUGCCGUGCUGCACAUGCAGGCCGCACUGGCCGCUCACCCAACGAUCGACAGUGUGCGCGGACAUGCCUUCUGCCAGACGACAGAUGGCAACCUGGCCACAUGUCGGGUACCGGCUGCGACGCUGCUCAAAGGCUGGCACACUGCCGCACCACCAGCCACAGGCUCCAUCGAUGAAGGUGUUGAGGAAGACCUGGACCCGCCUGGCACACCACCCCGGCCUGAGCACAGGGACAGCCCACCACUGUGCAGCCUUACUCAGAUGCUGAGCCUGUCGGAUGCCCCACCAUGCACACCACCUCUGCCAGCCUGCCUCGAGCCAUGUCGUGGCGCCGAGGGGCCGCACCGGUCGGCAGGCGACUUCCGUGAAGGCCGCCGUGCCUCGGACGGCCUGGUGACAUCACCAGCAGGGCCUGUGGCAUCUGUUGUUGCCACCACGACGCUGAUGGGCAGCGGGCCCCGUGAUGAGCUGUUUGGCAGUGACCGGCGGCUGCCACCGCCACCUCCUGAGGUGCUUCCCCUGACGCUGUGGAGCCAGAGCAAGCCCCUGCAGCGGCGGCCCCGCUGGGCACGAGCUUGGCGUCCCACCCCACCACGGCCACCACUGGCAGCCUGCGGCGGUGGUUCACUGGGUGAUGUGCCGUGCCCGUGGACGGGCCGUGCCUGGGAGGCAAGCGGCCGUGCUGCCAACCCAUCUAGUCAUCUGUACGGUGCAGGCGACCAUGCCACUGCGAGCCACCACGCCUCCUGGGACCCCAGCCUGGAGCAGAUGGACACGCUGUGAACUGUGGCCAUGUGUGCGUGCAUUCUUCUCCUCUUCAGAAGAGCCAGCGAGGAACUCUUGGGUUAUCGUUCACUCGGUUUCAUUAGUGGUUACCACUCCACUCUAGGCUUUGCAUGAAUUUGUUCAGGCACUGUCUUACACCCAACUCGCUGGCGCAGCUUUCUCUUCAUAUUUUCAGCAAUUUUAUGUUGCAUUGCAUGCAUAUGCAGGAACUCUUCUGUUGUGAAUUGGAUCUUCAGCAGUGGCUUGAAGAGUCCCUGCUGUCAUGCUACGGAUUUCUUCUGUCCUGCAUACCUCAGUUGCAGACGUGUCGCAGAGGACCAGAUGCUCUUGCAGCUUCCACUCUUCUGAAUCAUUGACUACCCACGAAACUGUUUUUAGUUUCUUCGCCACUGCCAUGGAGGCUCCCACGCAUCAGCAUGUUAUGUCUGGCCAUAGCUUGCAGACUGCUUGCUAAGCGUGCACUGUCCAGCCCUGCGUCCACUAUGCAAUUGUUUAGUGCUGGUAACCUGAGUGCUCCCACAGCAGUGCAGAUCACUUUCCACUGCUGCCAAAACUACAAAAACUACCAAAUUGCGCUUGUCCUCUGAGGCAGCAUCUAGCAGUAGUAGCAACAACCGCUUGCCUCCACCCACUUGUAAUUUGUCUGUGCUGGUUUGAAGGAGUACACUAGGAUUGUGCAACGGCCAGAAGUGUCCUUUAGCCUAAAUGGAGAUUGACAUUGCAGACAUUGUGGUCGCUCACACAUUUCCUACUCUCUUUUGGGCAAGGGUGUUUUCCUGUGUUUCUGGCUCUGGAUAGUGUGUCAGUUUUUAAGCAUUUCAUGGCCAAUAGGGUGCACAAAUAGUGGUGGUGAUGUCUGUUGUCUGUGCCACCUUGUGAUAUGCGGCAUACUACUAGUAGUGGUUGUGGUGGCAUAUCUUAGCACCAAGAUAGCCUAGUGGUGAUUGCCAACACUGUGUAAUUUCAGGAGAAUGAGCUUCAGAACAAGAAGCUCAAUUCAUGCUGUUUUGUCACCUUUGUUGGGCCUCUUCCUGAAAACUUUUGUAUACAGCUGGCAGCUCUCACCUUACACAGAUUUACACGCUGAAUACCCUUAAUCAUGCUUGUCACUAGCAUUGUAGCAUGCAAAGCAGUUGCCUCACAGAUUAGAAAAUUUGUUCAAGACAUGUCAUGGGCAGCAAGGUGCAAACAUCAGCUUUUUGAGGCAAGGUUUGACAUUUGCGGUUGACAGCUUCGAACUGUACUUCUAAAUCUGUGCUAUCCAUAACUGGAUGCAUCAGCUUUUCGUCACCUUGCACCUUGAAUGGUGAGAACAAGCUCAUAUUCAAAAGCAUUCAUUACAGGGUUGAAAUACUUUGACUGGUUUUAAAAUCUAGGCAAAAGUUUCAAUUAUGAUUUUGUCAGUAGCAGCAUUUUGCCUAGAUGGGUUUAGACAAAGACACCAAACUGAAAAGACAGCUGGUUAGCUUAGCUGUGUAAGCAUAACUGGAAAAUGAUGGAAAGAAAAAUAUUGCUCUUUGAAUCUCCAUACUCUGGAUAAUUUCUUUUUGGGCUCUAUGGUCAUGGGUAAUUUUGCAUGCAACAUUGCGUUGCGCUAUUGCCGUCACCAUGUUUUUCAUUCUUUCUUUGAAGACGGCCCUGUUUCUGAACACUAGGCAGCGGCUGGUUCAGGUUGAAAGCAGGUGAGUGUAAACAAUGCCAUCACAUGACGGUCUAGUCAGCUCUUGUGUAUGCAUUGGUUAAUAGUUUGUGCAUGAGGGCCGUGGUCAUGUGGUUAGUGUGUUCUCUUGCAUUAUAAUAUGCAGCCACUUUGAUGUGCUGAGGCGCUGUGUGACUGUAAGACAAAGUGGGGAGAGCGUAGGUGCUGCACUGUCAAAGGAGCAUACUGCAAGGCAGGAAAGUUGACAUUUUGAAAACAUUCCGCUGCACUUUAGUGGUAGAGUGUGCUGUUGUGUUGCGGCACUUGACAGGUUGCCUAAUCUUGUCCCUUUGCAGGCCAUGUUUGCGUCAAGUGAGCUCGCAAAACUGUCACAUAGCAUUAAUGCUGUGUGUGAAUGUUACCUGCUCCCCCAAACCGGCCAUGCCUUACUGAAUAUGCUGUUGACUCGCUGGUUUAGCAUUCAGUGGCACGGCCCCGGGUAAAUGUGCAUGUGUUUACCAGCAUACUCCACCUAAUUGCCAAUUUGACUCACUUGUUGGCAUUAUAUUUGAAGAUACACAUAAAAGAAUAUGUGCUGGCAAAUAUUGUCAUGUAUCUGCCUUCAUUUUGUUCAACUGGCUGGCAUUGUUUGUGUUGUUUUUGUCAUGUAAAUUUGUGUAAUUGUUUGUUUAGCCAGUGAUUAGCGAAUAGGAAAUUUUUUCAGUAUAAGCAAGUGUUUGUAUAUGUAAGCAUUGAUAUGUAACUGGGUUAAACAUGGUCCAUUAGGUACAUUUUGUCUGCACUCAGGGGCACAAUUUGUAGAGAGCAGGGCAUUGACCAUCUUCAAAUGAAGAGUAAUGUUUUUUUUUUUUUUUUUUUUUUUAAUGUAGCGUCAGGGCACCAGAAUCUGAUGGGUAUCUGUGGUGCCUGGUAGGCAUACUAACAGUGACUACAUAGCCUUUUGUCUAAGCCGACUUCAUUCUAUUUGCGAUGCCUUAGUAUGCCUUUUAAUCCAUUGCCCCUGAGAGUGGAUAUAGUACAUAUUUAGCAGGGCCAGUAUGUGUUGCGGCUUCUCUAUGCUAGUCAUGACAUUGUCAGAUACUGAAUAAGCAACAAUAAAAUUCUUUGGAGAGGAGCCCUAGGCUUUUGAACUUGCCUGGUUUACUGGAAAAAGCACUAAUAGGCACAAGGUAGCCCUGCCUGCUUUUCAAAAUCUGACUGUGUAAGUACGAAUGUGGGAGUUGAAGUCUCACUUGAGGCACUAGUCACAUGUCAGCAGCACAGAUGUGUUGUGCACUCUAUUUUGGCCGCACUAGAAUGUUGCAGUGAUUUCUUCCACAAAAAUGACCUGCGUUGAAAAGUUUCUUCAUGCGUCUUCAACAAAUGCACUGAAUAUUCUGCAACUGCAUCAAGUUGCAUGCUUUGAAUUGGUGCAUGCAAAGUAGGUAUAUUUGAGCUUGUGCCACUCUUUUUUUUUUGACAAUUAGCCAAUUAGCAAGCCAAUUAGCAUUAGGCUUGCUUCAUGAUGCAUAGAAUUCUAGUGCAUAGAAAGUGCACAAUGCAUUGAGUGCAUUCACAAGUUAUUGGAGCUUUGAUAUAGAAAUGUGGCUCUGGUUUGUCAGGCACUGAGACUAUUCACAGGCCAUACCUGCCAAUUGUGAAACAGAUUUGAGACUAUUGGUAAAAAACAGGAAACAAAUGAAGUUUCACAUUUGUCAGUCUGUGGCAUUCUUGGCAGCCUAGGUUGUUUUUUUGUGCGUGUGGGGAGGGGGAAGGGAAGGGGGGGGGGGGGUGAGUGCACCAGUUCUACCAUGAGCGCCUGUGCUAGACCGCUUUGCUGCGGCUUGCAAAGCAGAUAUCUGUUGUAUUUUCAACAGCAGCUGUCAUUUAUUUGCUCCUUGUUAGUGAACUAGCACGCAGAAAUAAAUAAAAAGGCAGUGUAGUGAUGCAGGUGUAGCUUUUGCAACUUGGCUUCUGCGCCUCCAAAGCCCUUGCGAGUUUGUGCUCCCCAUGAAGCUGUGAUGUUGAAAAGCGCUGCCAUUUUGCCUGUACUGCAUCUUCAUGGAGUAGAGCAUGUAGCCCUGCACUUGUCAAUGCUUUGUUCAUACAGCGCCUUGCAAAGGGCCUCUCGCAGCUUUGGAGGUUAGAGUCCGAGUGAAACCUGAAUGAUGUGCAGUGUGUGUUAGUUCAGUCCUCGUGUACAUUUUUUCAUGAAGCAGCGCCUCAUAGCAACGGUGCUGUCAACUUGAUAUAUCAAAGUGGCACCAAAGACAUAGUAGAGUCGAGUUUGGUAUACAAUAGGCAGUGACGCGUUGCCCACACACAUUUUUUCCCACGUGUGCUUUUCACUAGGAAUUUAGAGUUAGUCUCAAGUGUGUGUGUGCAUGUAUGCAGAUCUGCUUUGGUUAUGCUGGGACCCUAGAAGGCUCAGUGUGUGUUGUCCAUCAUUUGACUCUCUUGAGUCCAGGAUGCAUGCAUUGCCAUAGCCUUGGCUCAGCAAUGCACUCGCAUCCCACAGUGUCCAUAACUUUGGUGCCAGCCACCUUGAGACUUCCAGAGACCCAGCCUAACCAGAAGCUACCAGAGUCGCACAUGUGUGGAACUAGUAUGUGUGCCUGCCAAACUGUCCGCUGUGUGCGAAGCCUCUGGGUACAAAGCACAUCUCUCUGUGCGUGGUCGAUGGCACCAAGCCGACCUGCUUGUCCACGAGUGAGAGUUUGAAAUGUAUGCCGUACAUGUCGUCAGGAAUUGAAUAAAACACACUCGACAGGCCA
This is a messenger RNA of Dermacentor silvarum, 6409 nucleotides long. Its product is annotated as serine/threonine-protein kinase SIK2-like. The transcript has 9 exons. Gene Ontology annotation, biological process: protein phosphorylation; microtubule cytoskeleton organization; intracellular signal transduction. Gene Ontology annotation, cellular component: cytoplasm. Gene Ontology annotation, molecular function: tau-protein kinase activity; protein serine/threonine kinase activity; ATP binding. NCBI's taxonomy places the organism in Eukaryota, Metazoa, Arthropoda, Arachnida, Ixodida, Ixodidae. The coding region runs from base 122 to 1993 and encodes 623 amino acids. The record is from RefSeq and is a predicted model, not a curated record.